Molecule: messenger RNA, 4194 nt
Organism: Ahaetulla prasina
Lineage: Eukaryota; Metazoa; Chordata; Lepidosauria; Squamata; Colubridae
Gene: FAM219B
Product: family with sequence similarity 219 member B
Exons: 6
Coding region: 34-582 (182 amino acids)
Source: RefSeq, a predicted model, not a curated record
GGGGGAGGGGACCCCUCUCCGCCAGAAGCGGCGAUGGCGACGGGAGAUGGAGGCGAGGAGGAGCCGCCGCGGGGAAAGGAAGCCGGGCCGCACCUCGGGCCCAGCGGCGACCUGGGGCAAAUGGACAAACGAAGGUUAUGCCGAGACCCCCCGGUAGAGAAAAGAGGUCCCUACAUUAUGCACAAACCGUCUUCUAUUCAGGAUAAGCUACAAAAACAUCGCGAGAUGGCGAAGGCAAUGCUGCGGAAAAAGGGGGUGCUUUCAGGAGCUGUCCGGCAACAGCCCAAAGUAGGAGGCGUGAGGACGGUGAAAUUCAACAAGGGCUACACUGCGCUCAGCCAGACCUCAGAUGAAACUUUGGUGGCCCUUGAUUCCGACAGUGAUGACCUGGAAUCAAGAUGUUCUUCCGGUUACUCCUCAGCCGAGGUCAACCAGGAUCUCAGUCGGCAAUUGCUGCAGGACGGCUACCGCUUGGAUGAGAUCCCCGACGACGAGGAUCUCGACCUGAUCCCCCCAAAGCCCAUUUCGUCCUCGCUCUGCUCCUGUUGCUUUGGCGACUCUGCCUCCUGCUCCAUCCAAUAGGAAGAAGCCUCGGAGGGCUGCACUAACACGGGUCAAGGAUUCAGCACUUUGCUUUUCCCAGUUCCUCUCUUUGUUUUGGAUCCCUGCUGAGCCCAGCCCUGAACUUUAGGUCAAAUCAGCGGGACUGGUGUGUGUGUUGGUGUGUGUGCGGGGGCAACCCUAGAGAUUCGGCCCCUGGAAGGGCAAGGCACUGCACUGUUGGCACCUUGCUCAGCGCUCCAAGCGUCUUCUGGAUGGUGCAAUCUAGAAGUGUAUUAAGUGUUAAGUGUUCAGGAGGCUGGUGGGGUUUACCCCAUGCAAAAGAUAGGUUGGUUCUCUGGACAGGUUCGGCACUCCUGAGGGACUAAUCAGGAGGCAAGGGUCACUCCCCAUAAAAGGUGAACAGAAAACCUGUGUGUGUGUAUGUGCGUGUAAAAGUGAACAAUAGCAAUUCCGAUGACUAGGCUUACAAUACAUUGGGGUUGCGGAGGUCAAUACACAGAAGGAAAAUAAACCCUCAGUGCUGCAUAGAGACAAGAAGGAAGAGAUUUAUUCCCAGGUUGCUUUUUCUGACGAGAGCGAAGUUCUUGAGAUGUUUUCUGCAGGACCCCUUUAGAAUGGGGAGCUUGUCUUGCACAAGGUGGGCAGAGCAGGUUGCGCCAAGUUUUCUUGAGGACGGGGGCCUUUUCUUUGUCUCCAGCCAGCCUGUCGACGGCUUUAGUUCUACAACCAUUGGGUCGCUCCCUCCGUUCCCUUUAGGAAGGAAGUAAAAGGGAAGGAGCUCAAAAGUUCUAAUAUUCAGCCUUGAAUUGAUCUCCUGAAAGAGUCUCAAGGCAACCUAACCUUAGCAAUAGCUUAUCCUUCUGUUUGAAGGUUGACCCUUUCAGACCUAUGGGCAGUUGGGCAACGAAGCUGCCAAUCUUCUGGAAAACUACUAGCCUUAAUGUGUGGAGAGAUGGCUGACAAUUCUUGAACAAAUUGAACUAUUUGGUAGAUGGGAUUUUGUGGCGGGGGUCGCGUUGGACCCAUUUCCUUUUUGGGGGAGGUUAAAGGGAAUAACAGGGAAGCUAAAUGGGGAGGACAAGGUUGAAUCUUUUUAGAUACCUGGCCUCAUCAGCUUUGCAGGUCAUAUACAGCUCUUAACGUUCUCAAGCUAUCCGUUACUAUUAAUGUUCUCUAAACUUGGGGAUCCUUUAAAUGUACUUAAAUGUCUUAUCAUCCCCCUGCUUAGAAACAGCCUGUGAAGACCACCAAGGGUCUUCUGCAUUAAAAUAACCCAUGGAAAAGGACCCUUGCAUGCUCUUGGCCCAUUUCAUCCCUGGACCUUGUAGGAAAGGAUGAGUUUUAGGCAGCUUGCAGAGAUUGUGAAAGGGUGUAACUUGUGUGGCAAGGAGUUCUGGGGGAAGAAGAGUCAAGAUCUAGUCUUCCGAGAUCAUCAGCACUGACUGACCCAGAAACGGUCCGUCCCUGACCAUUUAAAAUCAGUUGUUCUGAAGUAGCAUGUCUCAACCGACAUGUCGGAGAUGUUGGUGGGACAGCCGGGAUAUCCAUCUCUAAUGACAAGGUGUGGUGGGGAUUUCUGGAUGUUGGAUAGGAUGUUCUGGAUCUUGGAUGGGAGAUGUUGUACUCUAUGAGGGUGUAGUGGAGUUCAUCAACAUGAAAUUGUCCAUCUUCAUUGGUUGGGGGGGACGGACUCAAUGUCAUCUCCCAAGUUUGAUCGUAGAAGUUCUUCCACUGCGUUCUUGCAAUUUGAGAAGGGUGUCCCAGUGUCGACAUCCUAAACAUCUCGCUCCUGGUUGCAGCCCCCCCCCCCAAAAAAAAAAUAUUAAGGCCAUUUGUUCCUCAUACGCACAACUUGCUCUUGAGGCUUACGUCUUGUGGCUGCCAAAUCACAAUGGAAUUAACUUGCCAUGGCCAGCUUGGCAAUUCCACUUCAUUAUUUGAAAUAAUUUUUAAAAUUAUUUUAAUUUCGGUCAUUCAUAUUUCAUUUGGUCCCUCCUUUUGCAUCCUUCCUUUAAGGAUUCUGUUCCAUCAUUGCUUCGAUAUAUUAGUGUAACUCUUGCCCCACGGCAAGUUGGCUGCGGUGAAUUGUCAUAGACCCUUCUCAAAGUCAACAUCUUUUGACACGGUCCAGGGUGAAACACAAAGAUGCCACUGGAAAUUACGCAGAGCUUCCUAACGUGGACUGCAAAAGCUGUGGGUGGCCAGUAGAUGGCAGCCAAAACACAGCAUUACAUUACGGCUGCUUCUAGGCUGCCUUCUACUGGUUUAUCUGGAUUUUUUCAGUCCCAAAUCUGAUUUCUCCAGGCAUUUUUAAUCAAAACUAUCCAGUUACUAGCAGGUACAUUAGUUUGGGUUUUAUUUUUUAUUUUUUUCCACUGCUGGGAAACCUCAGCAGCAAAUUGAUUUUUUAAAAAAGUGACCUUGUAUGUACAACUCUUUGCACAAUUGGCUUGGUAGAGCUAUAAAAUCAGCAUUUCCCAAUCUUUUCCAUCCAUCCGUGCCGUAUUACAAUCGGUAGAAAUUCAGACUUGGAAGUCUUAACCACCGAAGAGGUGGCAAAUGCUAGGUUAGAGGAAGUUGUACUGAUAGUGGCGAAUAUUAUAGUAUACUGGCAAAAAUUGUACUAAGCUAAACCAAUAUCUUUGGUUUCUCUAUUUUUUUCAAAAAAGCUACAGUUCCUUUCCAUUUAUUAGGAAAAAAAGGCUGAUUUGUUGGCCAGAUCGCCACAGAUGCUUUUUGUCCAGGACAGAAACUACAAUGUUCACAACGGAGCCCAUGUUACUCAUGCACUGUUCGUUCAAUGAACUUUAAUGACGAGCAUCUUCAUAGACACUCAGAAUUUAAGGGUUAGAUGGGACCUUAAAGAUCAUCUAGUCCAGGGUUCUCCAAACUUGGCAACUCUGGGACUUGUGAAGACUUCCAACUCCCAGAAUUCAGCUAGCAUUGAAAUCUUGGAGUUGAAGUCCAGAAGUCUUACAAGUCACCAAGUUUAAAAAUUCCUGAUCUAAUCCAAAGCCUAUAUAUAUAAGAUAUAUAUAUAUAUAUACAUAUAUAUACAUUUAUAUACAUAUAUGGUCUUUGGUUGUUCGGGUUUUCUCCCGUGUAAAAUUGGAAGUGUCUUGGCGACGUUUCGACGAAGUCUCAUUCGUCAUCUUCAGGCUUCAGCUUGUAUAAUAAUAUAUAUUAUAAUAUAUAUUAUUAUAUAAUAUAUAUUAUGUGUACAAUGUCACACAUUGCUCCCAGAAGCACGAAGCUGAAGCCUGAAGGUGCUGAAUGAGACUUCGUCGAAAUUUUGCAAGGAAAAAAUUAAGAUACUAGCAGGCAUUGUACAAACACAUCUUCACUGGGCUCUUUGCUGCAAAGCUGAGUGAACGGAUGAUUCUACAGGCAUUUUUAGAACAGACACCCAUUAAAUCUGCCCAGUAGACUUUAUUUUUAAAGCUGCCUUAAAGCACUAAAAUGCAUUACAUGAAGUUGUUUUAAAAAAAAAAAAAAAAACCUGAAUAGCACAGAAGACAAUCUUACGGGAUAUUUAAUAUUAUUGUAUACUCGGUUCAUUGUGUAUCUUUUUUUGUGUGUGUACAGUUUAACCAAGGAAAGCGUCCAACAAAUAAAAUACCUUCUACGCUA